Messenger RNA from Lolium perenne, 522 nucleotides. NCBI's taxonomy places the organism in Eukaryota, Viridiplantae, Streptophyta, Magnoliopsida, Poales, Poaceae. The record is from RefSeq and is a predicted model, not a curated record.
AUGGGCAUCACAUCCGACAUGCUACAAGAAUCCGACACAGGUUUCAACUGCAUCAUCCCGACCCUGCCCGCAUACCCUCUUGGCAAGAUCUCCUUGGAUGUUGUUUUCGGCAAACCUGAUAACUUCAGGAAGGAAGGACUCGAGUUCGAGGUAGUAAAUUGGGAAUCACAGUACCACGCUAUCCUCGGGAGGCCAGCAUACGCAAAAUUCAUGGCAGUGCCCCACUAUGCGUACCUGAAACUCAAGAUGUCAGGCAACAACGAGACCGCAAUCACCAUCCACGGGAGCUUUUCGCGAUCCGAUAACUACGACAGGGAGUUCCGGAAGAUCGCAUCCAAGUUCGAAAUAAAGCAGAAGGUUAAUACACUGGACGUGCUCCCUGAUCGCAAGCAGCCACGUGCCGACGAUCGGGCAUCUAAACCCGAUGAGCUUGAUGAUAGCAAGAAGACGAAGAAGCAGCCGGUGGACCCUGUCGCCCUGACGGAGGCCAUCAACACAUCAACAGACCCUCCUCUUACAUAA